Messenger RNA from Neltuma alba, 1720 nucleotides. Its product is annotated as pectinesterase/pectinesterase inhibitor PPE8B. The transcript is spliced from 3 exons. NCBI's taxonomy places the organism in Eukaryota, Viridiplantae, Streptophyta, Magnoliopsida, Fabales, Fabaceae. Bases 92 to 1603 code for a protein of 503 amino acids. Gene Ontology annotation, biological process: cell wall modification. The record is from RefSeq and is a predicted model, not a curated record. Gene Ontology annotation, molecular function: pectinesterase activity; enzyme inhibitor activity.
UUUAAUACCCCUCUCCUCUCCCUCUUUUAUUUCUCCACUCUCACUUCCCUAUUUAUAUAUUCUCUCUUCCUCUGGCUCUUCUCCCCUUCUCAUGGCUCCCUCUUCCGCCCCCGCCCUCUCUUUCUUCCUCAUCUCUCUCCUCCUCCUGCAUCUCUCUCCUGUUUCUUCCCGCCCCACCUUCCAGCCUUCCUCCUCCCAGUUCGUUUCCUCCGUCUCCCAAGUCCUCCGCGUCUUGAACCAGGUCGUCUCCAUCCUGUCCCGCUUCGCUGAUUUCUCCGGAGAUUCUCGCCUCUCCCAUGCAAUUUCCGACUGCCUCGACUUGCUCGACUUGUCUUCUGACGACCUUUCCUUCUCCGCCUCCGCUUCUCAAUCUCCCCGAGGCAAGCAUAACGGCACCGGGAACCUGAGCUCCGAUUUGCGGACAUGGUUGAGCGCCGCACUGGCCAAUCCAGAGACAUGCAUGGACGGUUUUGAAGGCACCAACAGCAUUGUGAGCGGUCUCAUAUCCAGUGGGCUGGGACAGGUGAGCUCGCUGCUGCAGGAUCUGCUGGCGCAGGUGCACCCUGUUUCGGACCGUUCCUGGAGCGGCAAGAACCGGUUUCCUUCGUGGAUUAAACCUGGGGACCGCAAGCUCCUGCAGACCAAUCAGUUGCCAGUGGACGUGGUGGUGGCCGCGGAUGGGACUGGAAAUUACACAAAGGUGAUGGAUGCAGUGCUUGCAGCUCCCGACUAUAGCAUGAAACGCUAUGUCAUAUACGUGAAGAGGGGUUUGUACACGGAGAACGUGGAGAUCAAGAAGAAGAAGUGGAACCUCAUGAUGAUUGGUGACGGUAUGGAUGCCACCAUUAUCUCCGGCAACCGUAGUUUCGUCGAUGGUUGGACCACCUUCCGCACUGCUACCUUUGCUGUCAGCGGGAGAGGGUUUAUAGCACGAGACAUAGCGUUCCAGAACACUGCAGGCCCCGAGAAGCACCAGGCAGUGGCACUGAGAUCCGACUCCGACCUCUCUGUGUACUACCGAUGCGGCAUCUAUGGAUACCAAGACAGCCUCUACACCCACACCAUGCGCCAGUUCUACAGAGAAUGCAAGAUCACCGGCACAGUGGACUUCAUAUUCGGCGACGCCACCGCCGUCUUCCAAAACUGCCAGCUGCUGGCAAAGAAGGGCCUGGCGAGCCAGAAGAACACGAUCACGGCUCAAGGUCGAAAAGACCCCAACGAGCCCUCAGGGUUCUCGUUCCAGUUCUGCAACGUGUCCGCAGAUUGGGACCUGCUACCCUCAGUGAACUCGACCCAGACGUACCUGGGGAGGCCGUGGAAGACCUACUCAAGAACGGUGUUCAUGCAAUCGUACAUGAGUGAAGCGCUGAGGCCGGAAGGGUGGCUGGAGUGGAACGGGGACUUCGCGCUGGACACGUUGUUCUACGCGGAGUUCCAGAAUUACGGGGCAGGAGCGGCACUGGAGAAGCGAGUCAAAUGGGGAGGGUACAGAGCGCUGAAUGAUUCGAGGCAGGCCAGCAACUUCACGGUGGCUCAGUUUAUUGAGGGCAAUCUUUGGUUACCUUCAACGGGCGUCACUUACACCGCCGGCUUAGGGGUUUAAUUUCAUUCCUCUUGUCUCAAGCCAUGCGAUUUACGAACUCUAUCUGGUUGUAGCCUACUACUCCUACUAUUAUUCUUCACUUUCCACCUGCAAAAUAUCUCUCAGUAACAUUCGCCA